UCAUCAUCAUGUGCAUGUUUCAUAGUAUUUGAUAAAAAGGAAGCUUCUUGAGGAGGACCCAGGCGAUUAUAAACUGGUUCUUACAAAUUAAAGGUUUCUUCUUUCUCAGUUCAUCAAAUCCCUGAAAGCUCAGAUCAUAUGCAAUGGGAGAAGGCAAGACUCAGUUGAUUCAAGAUCAGUGGUUUCUAUAUGGGAAUAAUAGUUUCAAGAAUCACCAAGAUCAUCAUGAGACAUCAUCAUCAUCCACUUCAUCAUCAUUCAUAGGAGAGAAUUCCUCAUCAUUAUCAUCAUCAUCAUCAACAAUUUGUUCUCUGGACACCACAGAUGAUGCAUCUUCUUCAUCUUCACCUGAUCCUUCCUUCAAUGGAUCCUUAUAUGACCUCUCAUCUCUCAUGUCCCAAUUACCCAUCAAGAGGGGGCUGUCUAAAUUCUAUAAUGGGAAAUCAGAAUCCUUCACAUCUUUGUCAAGGGUGAGCAGCAUAGAAGAGCUGGCAAAGAAAGAAACGCCAUUGAAGAGAAAAAUGAAGGCUUGCAAGAGCUAUGGGGCUGGGUUGGAUGCCUACAAAUCAUACACUUCUCCUAAGCCAAUUAUCACAAAGAAACCCUCAUCCAAGAUCUCAUUUUCAUCUUCUCAAAGUAGAAGAGGGAGUUUCACCAGCAGGAGCACUAGACCCCCUCUCAUUCCUGUGCAGGAGAACAACCUAGGAUGCUAAUAAACUUUAAUUUCUUGUAUGUUCUUUAUAGAGAGAGAGAGAAACAAGGGUCUUAUUAAAUUUUCAUAUUCUUACAUAUAGAAGAGAUGUGUAUAGUUGAAUUUUGUUACUUCUAUAACAACAUAUGGAAGAGUUUAAUUUGAUUUGUUUAAUGUUUCUAUGA
This is a messenger RNA of Ipomoea triloba (trilobed morning glory), 876 nucleotides long. RefSeq lists its product as uncharacterized. Lineage: Eukaryota; Viridiplantae; Streptophyta; Magnoliopsida; Solanales; Convolvulaceae. The transcript has 2 exons. The record is from RefSeq and is a predicted model, not a curated record. The coding region runs from base 144 to 713 and encodes 189 amino acids.